Molecule: messenger RNA, 4592 nt
Organism: Misgurnus anguillicaudatus (oriental weatherfish)
Lineage: Eukaryota; Metazoa; Chordata; Actinopteri; Cypriniformes; Cobitidae
Gene: sema3fb
Product: sema domain, immunoglobulin domain (Ig), short basic domain, secreted, (semaphorin) 3Fb
Biological process (GO): semaphorin-plexin signaling pathway; negative chemotaxis; axon guidance
Cellular component (GO): plasma membrane
Molecular function (GO): chemorepellent activity; semaphorin receptor binding
Source: RefSeq, a predicted model, not a curated record
CUGCCAGGCUGUAAGAGCUGCAGUGAGCAAGGGAGCGCGUAGAGAUCGGAGCGUUCUUGUCUUUGGGGAUAUAUGGACACACAUUCACCGAACUGAAGCUGUACGCGAAGUUGUCAGUGACUUUAACGUUUCCUUCACGCUGCUAAGACCAAGAUUAAACGGGAUUUUAUAACAUUUUUACCAGAUGAAAACUAUCAAAUAAAAGAAGCACACCGCGCUCAGGUGUUCAUUGUAGGACUAACUUAUACCUGCUGGGACAUAUAGAGAGAAACUUUCAUUGGAUUCCCUGUUGGACUCAAGAUUCUUUUGGGCAGUGACCUUUCUUAAACGUGUCGGACUCGACCGGAUGCACCAUGAUGCUGGAGAGUCCUUGGAAAGUCCAGAUUCUCCUGGCUCUAUCUGUCCUGACUUUGGGUUUGGACAAUGACACCCAGAACGCCCCUCGAGUCUACUUGUCCUUCAAAGAUCUGAAGUCUACAGAUACAGCCCAUCAUUUCUCCUUUCUGUUGAACACAUCGGACUAUCGCAUCUUACGCAUGGAUGAAGACCACGACCGCAUGUAUGUGGGCAGCAAAGACUACAUUCUGUCCCUUGACCUUCACGACAUCAACCGAGAGCCCCUCAUAAUACACUGGCCCGUUUCACAACAGAGGAAGACCGAGUGUGUUUUAAGUGGCAAAGACACAAAUGGCGAGUGUGGUAAUUUCGUCCGUCUGAUCGAGCCGUGGAACAGGACGCACCUGUACGUGUGCGGGACGGGCGCCUACAACCCUGUGUGCACCUAUGUGAACCGAGGACGCAAACCCAUGACGGCCAUGCAUCUGCAGAUGCCCCAGAUCAAAGGACGUGCAAGUCGUGCGGCUGAACCAGAAAUAGUGUUUGAUGAUACAGGAUUACAGGAAACAGUAUUCCAAUUGGAGCCAGGCAAAGAGGAUUCUGGGAAGGGAAAGUGUCCAUAUGACCCAAAGUUAAACAGCGUCUCUACGUUGAUCAAUGGAGAGCUGUAUGCAGGAGUCUACAUUGACUUUAUGGGCACUGACUCUGCUAUUUUCCGAACCUUGGGGAAAAAUGCCAUCAUGCGGACCGAUCAGUACAACUCUAGAUGGCUGAAUGAUCCAUCCUUCGUACACGUGCACCUCAUCCCCGACAGCAACGAGAAAAACGAUGACAAACUUUACUUUUUCUUCCGUGAGAAGUCUUCCGAGAUGGGCCAGAGUCCCAAAACCCAGUCCCGUAUUGGCCGAAUCUGCCUGAACGAUGACGGCGGUCACUGCUGUUUGGUCAACAAGUGGAGCACUUUCCUAAAAGCUCGGCUCAUCUGCUCCGUCCCAGGGGCUGAUGGGAUUGAAACGCAUUUCGACGAGCUCCGGGAUGUGUACAUACAGCCCACUCAGGACACGAAAAAUCCGGUGAUCUAUGGGGUCUUCUCUGUUUCUGGCUCUGUAUUCAAAGGCUCAGCCGUCUGCGUGUACUCCAUGGCGGACAUUCGGAUGGUGUUCAACGGACCGUUUGCACACAAAGAAGGGCCCAAUUAUCAAUGGGUGGCCUACAGCGGCAAAAUCCCAUACCCUCGUCCAGGAACAUGUCCUGGUGGGACCUUCACUCCCAACAUGAAGUCCACAAAAGACUACCCGGACGAGGUCAUCAACUUCAUGAGGAACCAUCCCACCAUGUACAACGCUGUGUAUCCAGUGCACAAGCGCCCCCUGGUGGUCAGGACCAAUGUGGACUACGAGUUCACCACCAUCACUGUGGACCAGGUGACUGCGGCUGAUGGAAACUAUGAGGUGCUCUUUUUGGGAACAGAUAAAGGUACAGUGCAAAAAGUCAUUGUCCUGCCUAGAGAUGACCUGCAGACAGAAGAACUGGUUCUGGAAGAAGUUGAGGUCUUUAAGGUGCCUGCUCCUGUCACAACUAUGAAGUUAUCUUCAAAACGGCAACAACUGUAUGUGGCGUCUGAGGUGGGCGUGACUCACCUGGCCCUGCACAGGUGUGAUGUCUACGGCGAGGCGUGCGCAGACUGCUGUCUGGCCCGGGACCCUUACUGUGCCUGGGACGGUUCAUCCUGCUCUCGGUACUCGGCCUCGCAGAAAAGACGCAGUCGGCGGCAGGACGUGAAGUAUGGGAACCCCAUACGGCAAUGCAGAGGAUACAAUUCCAACACUAAUAAGAACACACUGGAGUCGGUGCAGUACGGGGUGGAGGGCAGCAGCACAUUUCUGGAGUGCCAGGCCAAAUCUCCUCACGCUGCUGUCAAAUGGCAUCUUCACAGAGACAACAGUGACCGCAGACGAGAGGUUCGCAGUGAUGGCCGCGUGUUGAAGACGGAGCAGGGCUUACUGCUCCGAUCUCUACAGGCUUUCGAUUCUGGAAUCUACGUCUGCACAGCCACAGAGAAAAACUUCAAGCACACCUUGGUCAAACUUCAGCUGGUGGUUUUGAACAACCAGGCCGUCAAUAACAUCCUGGUGGAAACGGGCCGCCCGGCAGCUUCCUCGCUUCAGUCCAGCGCCUGGACGCCCAGCGCUGGACAGUACAAAGACCUUCUCACCAUCCUUAGUCAGCCCGAGAUGGGGCUCAUAAACCAGUACUGUCAGGACUAUUGGCAGUACGGAGACCCGCUGAUGGGAGGCAUCAAGUCCAAAGACCUGAAAGAGCUCAAGGAACAGAAGAAACCGCGGAAUCGCAGACAUCACGGGGAUGAGGAGGAAACAUGAGGGGUGGUGGUCCAAAACAGACAGCCCUUAUAGGAAAGACUAUAAAGAGAAAAACAUGGAAUCUAAAACUUCCAUCGAAUGAACUUUGCAAAUCCAAAUGGAAUUCCCUUUUCACGCAUAAAGAUGAUAUCAUACACAGUAUUUAUUGUAGGUUGUAUAUAGUACCAUUCUGUGGAUUUCUUUGUACUUAAAUAGAAAAAAAUGCUCUUGUGUAAGUACGUAAUGGGCAAAUAUUAUUGUAAUAUUUUUGUCAAGCCAAUUUUUUUCAUCUUCCGGGCAUUGAUGACUGUUGUGUACAUUGACAUAACUCCAUUGACUAUGAACUGAGUCGGACUUAAAUGGUUGAGAUGGGAAUGGGAAGAGCAACCGGGCAAAAUAUUCCCCUGCCCGCCGGACUCUAUACAGGAAAAGACAUUUGGAAAGGCGGGGACGUCAUAAUGCUUCUCACCACUAGUCCCACUCCCAAGUGCAUUCUGGUCCCUCACUGGUUACAAUGAUACACCGGCUCAUAUCGUCUUCCUUGAUGUCACUGUAUGCACACAUUGGUUUUCAUUGCACAAAUGUUAAAAUUUGUCAUGUGCAGUGUUGGGGGUAAUGCAUAACAAGUAAGGUGCAUUACGUAAUAAUAUUAUUAGUAACACAUUACUUUUUAAAUGUACACAUUAAUAUUUGCGUUACUUUUGCAAGUUACUUUUCAGUUUAAUUAAUUUGAUUUAAAAAAAAUAAAAAAUGUACUGAAUUAAACUAAACGUGGUGAUGUAGAAUUAGACACUCUAUGCGCGCGCGCCAGUUGACAUUUUUGUGAUGGAAAAUGCAAUUUCUGAAUGCAGAACUUCAUUAAAAACACCUGCAAGGCCUUAAAGAGAUCAAGCUCAGCCAAGUAACAAAAAGUAAUGCAAAAGUAACUUAAAAGUAAUGUAAGUAUUACUUUCCAUGAAAAGUAACUAAGUAACGCAAUUAGUUACUUUUUUGAGGAGUAACUUAAUAUUGUAAUGCAUUAUUUUUAAAAGUAACUUUCCCCAACACUGGUCAUGUGCGACAUGAACGGACUCGUAACAAGUUUAGUCUGAUGUGUAGAAGCGCUGCUGGGGGUUUUUAGUAGUAGCAUCUUUUUUGUAUUUUUUAUUUUGGAAAAGACUAAAAGCACAAAUCGUCUCACACUGCCAUUAUUACACGAGUAUCUGUGUAAAUCUGUGUGAAGUUGCAUUUCACUCCAAAAUCAAUACUAUAGUUAGGUUGUAUUACCACCAGGUACCAAUUUUAAGCAAAUUUAAUUUAUUCAUCUGGGCAUUUAAUUUUUUUCUUAUUCACAUUCUUAAAGAUGAUUCCCUCAUACAGUAUUUUUUACAGUAAACAUUGUAUUUUUGUCAUAAAUGAAAAGCAUUAUUUCCUCUUCUGAAUUUGGGGUGACACAAACCAUAUUAAAACGCUUACUGUAUAAAAACAUUUGAUCCGAGUUUUUAAACUACUCAUGGUUUCGGGAAGCUGGCUUCAUUGUGUGCAUGAUUAUUUAGUGGUACAUUGUGUAUUGGGUGAAAUUAAAGAUAACUAUGUUGCAGAUCUUUCUGUUCUUAUAUUUUAUUGUAAGGUCAGCGUUUGGCCACACAGUGCAAGUACUCACAUUAAAACGACAACGAUAAGGUUACGUUCCUUGCGAAAUACCACACGUUCUUUCUUCAGUUGAAGCGUUGUCUUACAUUGCGAGAAAAUGGUUGUACAAUUUCUAGGUAUUUUUAAGAUGUGUCUUUAGAAAUGUUUGUGUUUUUAUUUUGUCAUCCGUUUGAGACUAAAAGCACAUGUGAUGUUACUGUGAUUAUUGUGUAAAUGAUUUUCUUUCCCCUUUGCUGUUGCUAACUAAUAAAUUAAAGCUCUAUA